Messenger RNA from Phytomonas sp. Hart1, 954 nucleotides. The record is from the annotation of a GenBank genome assembly. Lineage: Eukaryota; Euglenozoa; Kinetoplastea; Trypanosomatida; Trypanosomatidae.
AUGGCCCAACAACUCCACGCGCGGUCCGCGAUCGAGCGCGAGACGAUCGUGGGGUUGGAGGGCCGGCUCGGGGAAGCCGAAAAGGCCCUCGACGCCGCCCUGCACGCGGUGCAUGCGCUGCUCCGACGCUAUGGGGGGAGCUCGGACGGACUUCACACCCUGCCGGAGGUGAUGGAGGGGUUGGGUGCGUUUCUCAGCGCGCUUUCGGUGUCCGUCGAUGGGCCGUCCUCUUCGCUGCCCUGCGGGAUCGCGCGGCUGCGGGAGCGGGCCGAAUGGGAGGCGAACCAACACCGCUCCCUCCAAGACGCGGUUGAGGGGCUGGAGCGGGCUAACGCCGCCCUCGAAAAGGCCCUCCAAGCCCGCACGCAGGAGCUCGACGCGCUGGCGCGGGAAAUGGUCCACCCGGAUGAGGUAGAUCGGUUGGAAAAGUCGAACAAACAACUCGAAGAGCGCUGUGAGCUGCUGCGCAAAGAGGUCAAACGCCAGCGCGAGCAAUCCCAUCGCGAUCGGGCCUUCCAGGAACUGAGCUCGGGGCUUGUUGGGAUCCCAAAGGAUUCAAUCGAAACCGAAUCGGCCUUGCGCGCCGCGGCUAGCGGUGUGCUCGAACGGGAUAUGCUUUCCCUGGCGACCACGCAAAGCCAGCGCGACCAGGAGCUCCGAAUUAUGCGAAUAAAAAUCGCUGAAAUUGAAAAGGAGAACACCGAUCUUAAAAAGUCGUGUGAGCACAAUAACAAGGUCGUGAUUGAAUACACCAAAGAGAUCGAGGAGAUGAAAUCCAACCAGCGGAUUCAGGUGAGCAUCGAAUAUGUGAAAAAUAUCAUUUAUCAAUUCUUGUGUGCGAACGACAAUUUGCGUAUGAAAAUGAUCCCGGCGAUUGGAACGGUGCUGGAAUUUAAUGCGAAGGAAAAGGGCGAUAUUAUCGCGGCGAAUCCGAAGUGUCCUAGAUUUGUCUAG